Molecule: messenger RNA, 8429 nt
Organism: Cyclopterus lumpus (lumpfish)
Lineage: Eukaryota; Metazoa; Chordata; Actinopteri; Perciformes; Cyclopteridae
Gene: arid1ab
Product: AT rich interactive domain 1Ab (SWI-like)
Exons: 20
Coding region: 1-6996 (2331 amino acids)
Biological process (GO): regulation of transcription by RNA polymerase II; positive regulation of DNA-templated transcription; chromatin remodeling
Cellular component (GO): brahma complex; nucleoplasm; SWI/SNF complex
Molecular function (GO): nucleosome binding; DNA binding
Source: RefSeq, a predicted model, not a curated record
AUGGCCGCUCAGGUCGCUAGCGUCGCCACUCUCAACACUAGCCCGCCAUCCGAACUCAAAAAGCCGGAUCGGGACCCACAGGAGGAGUCGGUACCGGGAGAGAAACAGCAUGAAAAUAAGGAACCGGGACCUGACGGCGGAUCUCCCGGCCAGAAGGAGCUGCAGGACGGGACCGAUGCUGGAAAUGCUGGGGGAGGAGGGGAUCCUGACAUGAAGAACGGCAACGGGAAUUUGCCGAGGGUAAAUAAUAAUAGCAGUAAUCAGAAUGAUUCAGGCGGGCCCGAGGGGAAUAACCAUCCCGGAAUGGGACACCACCACCCGGGCCCCUUUCCUCCACCUCCUUACGGUUACAACCAGCACUACAGCCGGGCCCCUUUUCAUCAACAUGGCGGACAACAAAGCCCUGGCAUGGCAGCUGCAUCGGGGCCGGGCAUGAUGGACCCGUACCCCCCUAAUUCACACGAACACGGCUACCCCAACCAUUAUAACAACUACAGCCCUUUCCAGAACAGGACUUCUUAUCAGGGCCAAGGAUACGGGGCCAUGAAUUCCCCGCGUAACAACCAGCCUCCGGCAGCUGGGGGGCAGCCAGGCAAGCAGCAGCCAGCAGGAGGAACCACCGCUAUGGCUGCCUCUUACAAUAAUCAGAGGUAUAACGUGGGAAACCAACAACCUACGUCCACGCCAACUUUAAAUCAGCUUUUGACAUCCCCUAGCUCCGCCAGGAGCUACCCGAAUUACCCCCAAGGAGACUAUAACAAUCAGGAAGGGGCCAGCAAGGGGCCAGGAGACAUGGGCAGCAGUCAGUAUGGUGGGGUCCAUCCGGGUUGGCAACAAAGGGCCCACCAUCAGCCUCCCAUGAGCCCGGGAAACACUGGACAACCUCCCAACAGAAAUCAGCCUCCAAGCCCAAUGGACCAGGUCGGAAAGAUGCGCGGGCAGUCAUAUGGAGGAGGACCCAACCCCUACACCCAGCAACAGCAGCAGCAGCAGCAAGGGGCUCCCGCAGGUCCCGGACCCCAGCAGGGAGGCUCUUACCCCGGGCAGGGCUACGGACCCCCGGGCCCUCAGAGGUAUCCUAUGGCGAUGCAGAACCGAACACCUGGCGCUAUGGGCGGCAUGCAGUACGGACAGCAGAUGUCAGCUUAUGGACAACAGGGGCCUGGUGGCUACAGCCAGCAGAGCCAGGGCUACUAUGGUCAGCAUGGCGCCCCCCCUCACCCUGGCCAGCAGCAACAGCAGCCUCCGUACUCUGGUCAACCCCAGGGCAGCUCUGGAGCUCCCUACCCCCAACAGGGCCACCCUGCGCAGCCUUCUGGCCAACAUGGGCAGCCUGGACCCCCCUACCAACAAUCCCAAGGUCCACACGGUCCUCCUCCAGGUCAGCCUCCCUAUAGCCAGCCCCCACAGUCUCAGCCAGGACAACCUCCCUACGUUCCUCCCCAGCAGCAGCAGCAGCCUCAACAGCAGCAGGGACCGGGUCCCCAAACUCAGCAGGGCCCCCAGGGCCAGCCUGGCUAUCAACAAUCCCCUGGACCGGGGCAGCCACCACAGCAGCAAACCCCGCAGCCACAGCCGCAGCCUCAGCCUCAGCCGCAGCAAGGACCUCCACAGCAGCAGCAGCAGCAGCAACAACAACAACAACAGCAGCAGCAACAACAACAACAGCAACAACAACAACAACAACAGCAGCAGCAGCAGCAACAACAACAACAGCAACAACCAGGGGUUCCAUCUCCUCAAGCCCAGCAACCUCCAGGGCACGGACAGCAGGGUCAACCGUCACCGUACUCCCAGACACCGCCACUGCAGCAGCCGCCACAACAGCAGCAGCAGUCACCAUAUCAGAGGUUCCCGCCUCCUCCACAGGAACUCUCCCAGGAUUCCUUUAGCUCCCAGUCCAGCGCUCCUCCUUCCAACCAGCCCAUGGCUUCCAACAAGAGCAGUCAAGAAGACAGCAUGCAGGGCCGGCCAUCCAGUCUGCCGGAUCUGUCGGGCUCGAUCGACGACCUGCCCACCGGUGCAGAGGGGGCCCUGAGCCCCGGCGUCAGCACCUCAGGGGUAUCCAGCAGUCAGGGGGAGCAGAGCAAUCCCGCCCAGUCGCCCUUCUCGCCGCACACGUCGCCCCACUUGUCAGGCAUACGUGGGCCCUCGCCAUCACCCGUGGGUUCCCCCGCCAGUGUCACCACCUCCCGCACCGGCCCCCUGUCCCCUGCUGCUGUGCCAGGUAAUCAGAUGCCUCCGCGGCCACCCAGCGUCCAGUCAGACACCAUCAUGCACUCUUCCAUGAACCAGUCCGCCAUGGGCCAGGAGCGGGUGUACAUGCGUAACCCUCAGAUGCCUCCCUACGGGUCCCCUGGUCAACCUGGCUCCGCCUUAUCUCCACGCCAGUCCUCGGGAGGCCAGAUGCAUGCUGGGAUGGGACCAUAUCCUCAGAACAACUCAAUGGGGAACUAUGGGCCUCAGGGGGGGCAGUAUGGUCCACAAGGUUACCCCAGGCAGCCCGGCUACACAGGGAUGCCCAAUGCCAACUACCCCACCGGCCCCGGCAUGAGUGGCUCCAUGAACCCCAUGCCUGGUCAGGGCAGCGGGGCUCCGUAUGGCGGCAUCCCGCCUGGCAGAAUAGUCCCGGGGCAGAUGGGUGCUCGGCCCUUUGGUCCUGCAAUGGCUUCAAACAUGGUCGGCAUGCCGCCUCAGGUGGCGUCCGGGAUGUGUCCCCCUCCGGCCAUGAACAGGAAGGACGGCGGCCCCUCCAUGCACCACGGGCCCACAAACUCUGUACACAACAGGCCUCCUGGCUACCCUAACAUGGCCCAGGGCAUGAUGGGAACAGGCUCUCCAUACGGCCCUGGAAUGAACAGCAUGCACGGUAUGAUGAACCAGGCAGGGCCUGGGCCUUACCCGACGGGAGCAAAUAUGGCCAACAACACUCCUGGAAUGGCUCCCAGUGCGGAGUUUGGCGUGGAGAAAAUGAACCCUACCCAGAAGAUAAACAACAAAGUGGAGGGGACUCCCAAGCCUGAAACCAAAAAGAAGUCGAGCUCUUCCACCAUCACUAACGAGAAGAUCACUCGUCUGUACGAGCUCGGUCCAGAGCCAGAGAGGAAGAUGUGGGUGGAUCGAUUUCUGGCCUUCGCCGAGGAGAAGGCCAUGGGCAUGAACAACCUGCCCGCAGUCGGACGCAAGCCUCUCGAUCUCUACAGGCUCUACGUGUCCGUCAAAGAGAUCGGCGGCCUCACCCAGGUGAACAAGAACAAGAAGUGGAGGGAGCUGGCCACCAACCUGAACGUGGGCACGUCGAGCAGCGCAGCCAGUUCACUUAAGAAACAGUACAUCCAGUGUUUGUACGCCUUCGAGUGCAAGAUUGAGCGUGGCGAGGACCCGCCCGCAGACUUCUUCAACACGGACACCAAAAAGAACCAGCCGAAGGUCCAGCCUCCCAGCCCAGCUGGUUCUGGAUCCCUGCAAGGACCCCAGACUCCUCAGUCCACCAGUAGUUCGAUGGCAGAAGGUGGAGACCUGAAGCCCCCAACCCCAGCCUCCACCCCGCACACGCAAAUGCCUCCAAUGCCUGGCGUCAGGAGUAGCGUUAAUCUGCAGGACCCCUUUGCGGAUGGCGGAGACCCAGCGUUUUCCAGAAGGAACGCAAUGACUCCCAAUUCACAGGGCUACCAGCCUGGGAUGGGGGGCCCGGAGAUGAUAGCUCGAAUGGGUCCCUACGAGUCCAACAAGGACCCCUUCGGCGGGAUGAGGAAAGCUGGAGAGCAGUUCAUGCAACCAGGUCCCAACAGUGGGAUGGCAGAACAGUAUAACCGAGGCCCGCCAGGCCCUAUGGGUAGUAACAUGCAGAUGGGCCAGAGGCAACAGUACCCUUACGGAUACGACAGAAGACCGGAGCCGGGCAUGGGCCCUGACGGCAGUAUGGGACCAGGAGCUCCUCAGCCCAACAUGAUGCCUUCUGGUGCCGACACAGGGAUGUACUCGCCCAGCCGCCCUCCGCCACAGCAACGGCAUGAAUCCUAUGCCAAUCAGUACCCUGGCCAAGGAGCUCCCCCUGGUGGCCCGUACCCAAAUCAACAGCCAGGAAUGUAUCCACAGCAGCAACCGAACUACAAGCGUCCCGUGGAUGGUGGGUAUGGCCCUCCUGCCAAGCGCCACGAGGGAGAAAUGUACAAUGUCCCCUACAGUGGUCAGCAGCAGCCAGGACCCCAGCCCUCGGGACCCCAAGGCCAACAGGACAUGUAUAACCAGUAUAACGCAUAUCCUGGAGGGGACCGCAGACCACCAGGUCCACAGAACCAGUUCCCCUUUCCCUUUGGCCGGGACCGAGUACCGCCAUCUGCAGGCCCGAACUCCCAGUCUCCAAUGCCUCCCCAAAUGAUGUCGAGCCCCAUGCCUUCGGGUCCUGAUGGCCCCCAGGGCCCAAUGUGGCAGGGUCGCAAUGAGAUGGGCUACCCUAACUAUCCCAACAGACAGGGACCUCCUGUACCAGGCCAGGGCCCCGGCUACCACGGCAUGAACCGCUCAGAGGAGAUGAUGCCCUCAGACCAACGCAUGAACCACGAGGGGCAGUGGCCUGGCCACGUCAACCAGCGGCAGCCGCCGUUUGGCCCCGGCGGUUCUGGACCUCCCAUGACCAGACCCCUGCCAUCCACCUACCAGACUUCCCAGAACCACAUUCCUCAGGUGUCAAGCCCAACACCAAUGCCCCGGCCCAUGGAAAGCAGGACGUCACCCAGCAAGUCCCCCUACAUGCAUCCGGGGAUUAAGGUGCAGAAAGCUGGACCCCCAGUACCCGCCUCCCACAUUGGUCAGGCCCCAGUGCAGCAACCCAUGAUAAGGCGAGAUGUGGCCUUCCCACCUGGCUCUGUGGAGGCCUCCCCACCCCAUCUUAAACCUCGCAGACGGCUCACCAUGAAAGACAUUGGCACUCCUGAGGCUUGGAGAGUGAUGAUGUCACUAAAGUCAGGCUUACUAGCUGAGAGCACCUGGGCUUUGGACACCAUUAACAUUUUACUGUAUGAUGAUAAUAGCAUUACUACUUUUAACUUAUGCCAGCUGCCUGGUUUCCUGGAGCUGGUGGUGGAGUACUUCAGACGCUGCCUCAUCGAGAUCUUUGGCAUCUUAAAGGAGUACGAAGUCGGAGACCCCGGCCAGCGCACCCUCAUAGACCCCAACGCGGCUGAGGAUCCUGAUGAUGACAUUCUUAUGCCUGAGGGCGAGGACAUGGACGUGGACGAAGAGGACGAAGAGGAUGAGGAGGUAGAGGAAACGAAGGCCACUCCUGACACCCCCGCACUGGUCCAGGUGAAACAGGAGGAGGAGAGCUCACACAAACACGCGUCUUCAGAGGACGAGGAUGAGGAGAAGGAAAGGGAGUCUUCUAUUAAGGAACCCAAUACCUCUACUUCAGGGUCCUCCCAGGAUCCCAACCUCCACUCGGAAAAGCCCAAGCAGGCCAGCAAGUUUGAUAAACUUCCCAUCAAGGUGGUGCGAAAGAAGAACCCCUUCCUGGUGAACCACUCGUCCAAGCUUGGGCAGCGGCAGAGUUUUGACAGCGGCCUGACACACUGGAGCAUCGGUGGCGGCGACACCACCGAGCACAUCCAGACACACUUCGAGAGCCGGAUGGACCUUCUCAAGCAGCGGAAACGCAAGCCAACAGCCACUGAAAGCCGCAAGAAGGCCCAGGUGACUGAGACUGUGACAGAAAACCCUGAUAAAUCCAAGUCCAAUGGGGAGAGUAGACCUCGGCAGCAGCUGCCCGAGUCUUCCGAACCUCAGAAGUCUCCAGCGGAGAAGACUCCUCCUCCUCUUCCUCCUCCUCUUCUUCCGAUUGGUGCACCAGUCACUGCCACAAUCGAUGAUGUACUAUCUGCCCGCCCGGGCUCGGUCACCGAGGAAGUUGUUCGUGGAGGCGCAGAAGAGCAGAAGGAGAACGGCAAGUACCUGUUCAGCAUCAACCCCGACCUCCAGAGCCGACGCAACAUCAAGAUCCUGGAGGACGAGCCCCACAGCAAGGACGAAACGCCGCUCAGCACUCUGUCGGACUGGCAGGACUCGCUAGCCCGGCGCUGCAUCUGCGUUUCCAACAUAGUGCGCAGCCUCUCAUUCGUUCCUGGUAACGACCUGGAGAUGUCGAAACACCCGGGCCUCCUGCUGCUGUUGGGCCGCCUGGUGCUGCUCCACCACAGGCACCCCGAACGCAAACAGGCCCCAGUCACCUACGAGAAGGAGGAAGAGGAAGAUGAAGGCGUUAGCUGUGAGAGAGACGAGUGGUGGUGGGACUGCCUCGAGGUGUUGAGGGAGAACUGCCUCGUCACUCUGGCGAACAUCUCGGGCCAGCUGGACCUUUCUAUCUAUCCAGAGAGUAUAUGCCUGCCGCUGUUGGAUGGCCUGCUUCACUGGGCUGUCUGCCCCUCAGCAGAGGCCCUGGACCCCUUCCCAACGCUGGGGCCCCACGGCUCACUUUCCCCCCAGAGACUGGUCCUCGAGACCCUCAGCAAGCUCAGCAUCCAGGACAACAAUGUCGACCUCAUACUGGCAACGCCGCCAUUCAGCCGCUUGGAGAAGCUGUACGGCUCGCUGGUGCGCUUGGUCGGCGAGCGCAAAGUGGCCGUUUGCCGAGAAAUGGCGGUCGUCCUGUUGGCCAACUUGGCCCAGGGCGACAGCCUAGCGGCGCGGUCUAUUGCCGUGCAGAAAGGCAGCGUGGGUAACCUGUUGGGCUUCCUGGAGGACAGCCUAGCUGCCACACAGUACCAGCAGAGCCAGAGCUCCCUGCUACAAAUGCAGGGAGGACCUCAGUUUGAGCCCACGAGUGUGGACAUGAUGCGGCGGGCGGCCCGGGCCCUGCACGCCCUGGCUAAGUUGGAGGAAAACCACUCGGAGUUCACGUUGUACGAGUCGCGGCUACUGGACAUCUCAGUGUCCCCACUUAUGAACUCUCUGGUGUCCCAAGUGAUCUGUGACGUACUGUUUCUGAUCGGCCAGUCAUGACAGCCGUGGGGAGGUUUCAGCUCUGCCUCUUUCCGUUCCCUCUCACCCCUUUUUUUUGUGUGUGUGCGUGUGUCUGUUGCGUGUGAGUGAAAAGAGCAAAAACCGACUGUCCUUUUUAUUUUUUUUUAUUUAUGCAAAAUCACCUCGGAUUCCACUGUCUUUCUACCCCUGCUUCUCACUAAGGGAAGGAAUAUCAUGAAGUAGCUGUGGAUUUUAAACGUCUAAAAUGGAAAGAUACUGACAUAGAAGAGCAGAUUGGGACCCAGGCAUAGGACAGAGCGCGCGUGCUGCCCGCCGGAAAGGACUUGUUUUUUAAUGAAAAGAAAAAAAUCUCCAGAAAAAAAAAAAAGAAGAAGAAACUGUAACCAAAGUUGCUGUCUCGUUUACAGUGAGUUUGGGGGAUACAUGCUCGCUUUCUCCCUCGGGGAGGGGUCGGCAGGGGGAAGAGGGCCACGGACUAGACAAUAUAAUGGUUCAUGUUUGGAGGCUACAUAGACUCACGGACUGUGGUGUGGUAUAAUUGCUGUAACUUUGGAUGCUAUAUACUCAGCCCCACAGGAACCACAUUAUUGGCUGUGAACAGACAAUUGUCAUGGGAGGCCUGUGCAGUAGAUUGUAGGACUUUUUUUCUGUACUGUACACCUUAAAAACUGUAAACAUACUGUAAUAAUACUGUUUCACACUGAGAUACGCUGGCUUGGCAGCAAACUGUAGUUUUUAAAAACAGUUUUAGUUAAUGUCGAAAGAGAAAACGGCUUUCCCCCCAAAGUAUGGUGAACCUACAACACCCCGACCUCUUCUCUUUGUCCCUUGAUUGUAUGACUUGACCCUUAUAUUAAAAAGUCACCUCUUUAGGACUGGUCCUCAACUCUAGAUGCAGUCCAAGCUGCAGUGUAUAUAUGAUGUUGUACAUUACACCUCUCUCUCUAUCUCUAUCUCUCUCUCAACUUCUGUUGCUCUUCACCAUUUUUAAUCUUUGACGAUUACAAGUUCCCCCUGCAUCAAGUACGCCAUGUGAUGACUUGACGCCUACCCUCUCCGUUACCUAGGCGCCUCACCCUGCUCGUGUCGCUCUCCGGGGGUGUUUAGCUGCUGUCCAACGCCACCCCCAACAAACAACUUCAAGUUUCAGUUUGUCUCCGGUCUGGGUGUAGAGAAUAUAACAUGUCUGCGGUUCCAUUUGAGCUCCUUCAUAAAUGACAAACUAGACCUUGAUGAAGAAAACCAUUUUUAUUUUUUGUUUAUUUUUGUUUAUUUUUGUUUUUUUUUUCAGUGAUGCGGAUUCUGCAUAUUUGUAUUUCAGAUGAUGUAGCUAAAAACUUGAUGUAAAUUCCUCUUUUUUCCUUUUUUGGCUUAAUGAAUAUCAUUUAUUCAGUAUGAAAUCUUUAUACUAUAUGUUCCACGUGUUAAGAAUAAAUGUACAUUAAAUCUUC